CUGGUGUGCUCCUGCCUGGCCUCAACCAUACAAAAAUAGACGGGAUCCACUACCUAAGAUGUCAUUGUAACGUUCCUUAUCUGAGGUGAAACUGAAGCCCUUAUCUUUGAAACUAAACGGCAACUAAGUGCCUCAGUUGCCUUUUAAAGGCAUCAGUUCUUUGGAUUUGAUCCUUGAAUACUAAACAUCAUGAGCAACUACAGUGUGUCUUUGGUUGGCCCGGCUCCUUGGGGUUUCAGACUUCAAGGGGGCAAAGAUUUCAACAUGCCUCUGUCUAUCUCUCGGCUUAACGACGGUGGAAAAGCAGCCCGAGCACAAGUGGGGAUAGGUGAUGUGGUUCUCACCAUUGACGGGAUAAGUACAGAUGGGAUGACUCAUCUAGAAGCACAAAACAAGAUCAAGGCAUGUACAGGCAAUUUGAACAUGACUCUGCAAAGAGUGGCUUCUGUAACAAAACCUGAUCUUAUUCAUGUACCCAAGGGAGAACCUACAGAAGUAGUUAAGCCUGUACCCAUUGCCUCUGCUGUUGCACCCAAAGUCACUGCCACAGCGAGCGUGGCUUGCAAUAAGACACCGAGACCGUUUGGAGCUGUAACCUCCUCCAAAGUCACCUCCAUCCCAUCACCGUCCUCCGCCUUCACCCCAGCCCAGGCGGCUGCCACCCCAGCCCCGUUUGCUGCACCCGGACUGCAUGUUAACUCCAAGCCUAACACUGAGCAGCGAUCGCCUGCGCCGAGCGCUGCUAAACCUGCAGUUAAUAUCCCACGGCAGCCCGCUGUGCAAAAUGCCGCCCCGAGUGCCUCCGCCGGCGAUGGCACCCAGGAUGUAGCUGAGGGGCUACGACGAGGAUUGAGAGAAAACCAGGGGGAGAGUAAACAGCAAAAUGGGAAAAACCCACCCAAACGCCCUCCACGGAAACACAUCGUGGAUACCUAUACAGAGUUUUACCACACACCCACCCACAGUGACGCCAGCAAGAAGCGACUGAUCGAAGAUACUGAAGACUGGCAUCCCCGGACAGGCACCACUCAGUCCCGCUCCUUCCGCAUCCUUGCCCAAAUCACUGGCACUGAUCAUAUGAAAGAACCAGAACAGGAAGCUGCAAAGAAGACUAAGAAAAGCCAAACAGAAAGUGGAGACUUCAGGAAACCUGCAGAUCUCCCUAAUGGAGCAGGAGCCCAGGAUGCCUGUGUUAAUCUGAAUAAAAACUCCAUAGCUACCCAGGCUUUGGAGAUCGCACCUGUAUCAGACUUUCCAUCCACACCUUUACCACCUAUGAGUGAAAACAGUGCUAGACCAGAACCUGCAGCCACUCUUCUGCCAAUAGCAGAGUCCUUCCCUGGCAGUGUCCCCUCUCCCAGACUUUCCGAACACAUUCCAGCAGCAUCUCCUGGGAGGAAAAUAACUGUGGAGUUGCCUGCUCCAGAUGCAGCAAGCCUUUUGACAGCUGAUAAAGAACCUGCUCUCCCCGUGAAGUGUGCUGUGGCCACACAGACCUCUGAGUCUUCUCUGUCCACCGCCGUAGUCAUGCAGCCACCUUCGGCAGCCCCACCUGUGGAAAUGGCCGUCGUGCUGUCUCCUAUUCCUGCCAGGCUUGAAGCAUCUCUGCAUUCAUAUGAAACAAAUUCUUUCAGUAAAAUCUCAAGCUGUCAGUUUAAAUCAUCUGUAAGUCAUACCAGAAAAGUGGAAAAUCCUUCAGGAAGUCUGCCCAAGAUUGGACCUGCACCUCUUGCUGUUCUUUCUCCUUUCAAGCAGAGCUCAAAAAUUAAGAGAAUGGCUGCUGCUGCUGUGUCUGCUGCCAUUGCUGUCCGGGCCAGACUCUCUGAACCUAGUGUCUACCGCUCACUCUUGGAUGCCCUGCUCAUCACACCUGUCACUAAGCCUCCUCUGCAGGCCAUCGGGCCCUCCAGGAAGUCCAUGAGUGCUCUGGAGUUGCAAAAGAGCAAGAGUGAUUCCCUGGAGGCUACCCAGCCUGCUGCUUUCACAGCUGCCUCAGUAAGGAGCAUGCCUGCCCAGCAAGAAAAUGUGGACGUGAGACCUGCUUCUGCUAGCACCACAUCUGCUGCAGCCCUCAAGCCAACGGCACCACCAGCUGCUGCCAAGUACUUGGGCUGGCAGCCUGCAAACCAAGCAGCUCCUGCCAGUGGAUGGACAUCAAACAGUAUUAAACCACCUGGAACAACUGCCCCAACUGAAAAACUGGUGACAGCACCUCAGCUAAAUGAGCAAGACACGUUGGUUCAGAAGGCAGAGCAUAUUCCAGCAGGAAAACGUACUCCCAUGUGUGCACACUGUAAUCAAGUCAUUAGAGGACCCUUCUUGGUGGCUUUGGGGAAGUCGUGGCAUCCUGAGGAGUUUAAUUGUGCUCAUUGCAAAACCUCUAUGGCUUAUAUUGGAUUUGUGGAAGAGAAAGGAGCCUUGUAUUGUGAGGUCUGCUAUGAGAAGUUCUUUGCCCCUGAGUGUUCAAAGUGCCAAAGGAAGAUACUUGGGGAAGUAAUAAAUGCUUUGAAACAAACUUGGCACGUUUCCUGUUUCGUGUGUGUGGCCUGUCACAACCCCAUCCGCAAUAAUGUCUUCCACUUAGAAGAUGGUGAUCCCUACUGUGAGACGGAUUACUAUGCUCUCUUCGGUACUAUGUGCCGUGGCUGUGAAUUCCCCAUUGAAGCCGGAGAUAGAUUUCUUGAAGCUCUGGGCCACACUUGGCAUGACACUUGCUUUGUAUGCUCAGUAUGCAGUGACAGUUUGGAGGGUCAGACUUUCUUCUCCAAGAAAGAUAAGCCACUGUGCAAGAAACAUGCUCACUCUAUCAACAUCUGAUUCUUGGAGCUCAUCUUGUGUAACAAAUGUACUGAGAAGAAAGAAAAGUUAAAAUGUCCAUGUCAAUAACUGUUCAAAAUUAUUUAUAUAUGGUUCUCUAAAAACAGAAGAGAAAUGUGCAAACUUGGAGAGGGUUAUAGACUAAUUUUUUGAGUGUUUAUUGGUUAGGGGUUUGCUUCAUAAAAAGAUAGGAAAUGGGAAUUGCACCCAAACCCAACUAUUAGAGUGCCUUUACCUCUAUACUUGACACAUUACUGCAUUGAUUUUAUGAUAUUAUGGCCACAUUUAUAUCUGCUUUAGUAUGACAGUGAAACUUCUAUGAAAAUAAAUACCUGAUAUUAGAAGUCUUGGUUAUGCUGUUGUUCAGUAAAUAGAAGGAGAUUGGCUUCAGCGAUCCAGAUCACUUUAUUGCCCUGAUGUUUUUUAAAGUGUGUCUAGAAGUAUUGCAGCUAAAUUCCUUCAAAGAGGAACUCAAAGGAAAGAUAAGAUUACAUGGAAUAUGGAGUUCAACAACUGAUAUUUUUAUCUGAUACUCAUAUACAUGAAGACUCCUGCACAAUUACAUGCACCUGUGCCUUUGGCAGUUAAAUCACUGAUGAUGAGUCUGCAAAGGACAGAGAUUUUUACAAAGCAGUUAAGUGGGGCUAUGCUGGUGGACAAGGAUAGUUUAGAAGAUGCCACUUAGAAGAAAGCAUAGAUGUGAUGCUCUUCCUUAACUCUUGUACUACCAGAACACUAGCAAAAAAAACCCAAAAAAACUGCUAGUGAAGAUCUGUUUGACAGGAUGGAAAUGUCAGAUCAGAUCUUAUAAAUAAGGGAGCAGGGAAUUACACUCUUAUAUUUGCAGUUCAGGUUUUAGAUAGUUUUUAAGUGCCUUGGAAAGGGGAAAAUGCACUGAAUCUGCAGGUAACAGUGUUUUAUAUUCAGAACGUGAGACUUUUGGUGUUGCAUGAGGGAAACUGCUGAAGUGCAACUGAGGACAUUGUUUUUCUCUCAGUACAUUCUUUACCAUGCAGCUCAUGAAUAUGUAUAUUGGUGGUGUGCCAGGUAGUAUACUGAAAACUUGCUUUCUUGCUCAGCUCUUAUGAUUUUCUUAGUUUAGGUUUUAUUUCGCUCUUUUCCUCCAGAUGUAGAGAAUAUAUUGUUGAAUAAUAUAAUAAGGACUCAGGCAGCUCAGUAUCUCUCCGUUCUUGCAAGGGAGCAGAGAGACAAUGCUGUCAUUAUGCAUUUACUGUGAGCAAGGAGACGCAGCCAGUUCUGUGGCUUGAUAUGAAUUUUGCCUCCAUAGAGAGAGUUAGCACAAGAUCUGUACCAGCUAAGUCCCACUUAACUUCAAAUUAGGGCUUAAGUGGUGUGGAGCAAUUGUAGGCAUAUAGGGAAGAGGUGAUGACCCUCUGCACGGGGUGAAUUUUGCUCCAGCAGAGUUGCACAACAGAGACAGGGGCCCUCUCGGGGCCAGAUUGGAGUCCUGAAGGAUACUGAAUUUAUGUGCUAUUUAUUCAACUGGGAUGUCAGAGCUGAAUUGUCUUUAGUGCUCUUUCCAGUAAACAUUAGAAGUACCUAUUUACUGUUUUUCUUGAGGGGUUUUUGGCUUUUUUUGUUUUUACUGAUACAAAGGACAGGUUUAUCCAUAAAACCAUGGGGAAAAUCACAAAAAAAAAAUUGUUGUGGUUGAGUAAAGCAAUUGUAAAAAGGAACAUUGACAAAAAGAGGGGGAAAGAAAACCAAAAUUGCUGUACUGAAAUAUGAAAAGAUGGCUUUCUUAUUAAUUCAGCGAGACAAGUUCAUGUAGUGGAUUGUUUCACUUUAAUUCCUGAAGUUGUUUUUCUUCAAUACUACCACAUUUCUUUUUUAACUUCUGGUGGUACAGAAGAAAUGGCAUAAAGCUGUUAAAAAUGUUUACACUUUUGUAGAUGUACCUUUUGUGAGUUUAGCUGAAUAUCAAAAGGGUGGAAGCAGACUGGACAAUGUACAGCAAUACAUGAGCCCGGUUGCUUUUGAAAUGAGGUGGAAAUGGUGAAAUGAGACCUAGAGACUAGGUUUCAGUGGAGCUUUGUUGCACAUAUAUGGGGAAAGAGGAUGGGAGUGCGCAGGAUAAGGCGUUUGGUGAUUUCUGCAAUUCAAACCUCACUGUUUGAAAGUAGGAUAGAGACUUUUCAGUUUGUCAUUGUCCUUAAAAUCAAAUUGAAUUUUGCUUAGUUUCAUAAUUUCAAUUAGAAUUUUAUUUCUUAAUCCAUAUGCUCUAGGGUUUGAAAUUUUACAGUGGUUAAUGAAUUUGAGGACAGAAGUUUGAAAGGUUCCAAUAGUACUGCUUCAUUUAGCUGCUUUGCCUUUUAAUUUCUUCUUUUAUCUAUUUGUUUAAAAUUUAAAAGGAAGCAUAGAGUCACUGAUACAUAAUGGAUAUUUAAUGGCUCUACCAACUUAUAUAAAUCCUCUAAAAGGAACAUAAUUUUUAUUGUUAUUUUAAUAAGUGAGAUUCUAGUAGAGCACUUUAUAAUAAUGCCAUAUAUCUCACUGAAUAUUUAUUACCUUUUUUUUGUUUAGGACUAUUUCGUACUGGUAUCUUUGUAUUUUGUCUUAUUUGUAAGCCUGCAUAUUUACCUCUAGAGUCUUUUGGUGUGUGAGUGUGGGUAUGUAUUUAUACAUACUUCUCUACACUUAUACGCAUGUGUGUGUGUAUUGAGAGGCAUACACGUAUAUGCACAUACACAUACUUAUAUUUGACUGCAGACUUGACAAAGCAAAAAUCAGCACCAUUGUGGAUCUCAUGAGAGAUUUCAUACAAGACAUAUUUUGAGGGAGUGUUAGAAAGUCAGGAGAGACAUGUUAGUAACCUAACUACUGUAGUUUUUUGCAUGCAUUUUCAGUCAGUAAUUAUUUUUCUUCCAAAACUGUGUCUGUAAGAGAAUUUGGUUUAACUCUCUUUGAAGGUUGGUCUUUGUAAGUGAAUAACUGAAUCACAAUGACAGUUUCAGUAUAUUGUAACUAAUUAAUUCAAAAUUAUGUGUAAAUAUAAAUGCUUAAUAUAACAAUGCAAUAAACUUAAAAGCUAAUG
Molecule: messenger RNA, 5872 nt
Organism: Cuculus canorus (common cuckoo)
Lineage: Eukaryota; Metazoa; Chordata; Aves; Cuculiformes; Cuculidae
Gene: PDLIM5
Product: PDZ and LIM domain 5
Exons: 21
Coding region: 190-2817 (875 amino acids)
Biological process (GO): muscle structure development; actin cytoskeleton organization; heart development
Cellular component (GO): Z disc; adherens junction; stress fiber
Molecular function (GO): muscle alpha-actinin binding; actin binding
Source: RefSeq, a predicted model, not a curated record